This is a messenger RNA of Vespula vulgaris, 3647 nucleotides long. RefSeq names its product probable E3 ubiquitin-protein ligase HERC4 (gene Herc4). NCBI's taxonomy places the organism in Eukaryota, Metazoa, Arthropoda, Insecta, Hymenoptera, Vespidae. The coding region runs from base 179 to 3439 and encodes 1086 amino acids. Gene Ontology annotation, molecular function: ubiquitin protein ligase activity. The transcript has 18 exons. Gene Ontology annotation, biological process: protein ubiquitination; ubiquitin-dependent protein catabolic process. The record is from RefSeq and is a predicted model, not a curated record.
UGAUCCAAACAGAAAAGGGGCCGCGUGUACCGUGAACUUCGUCUUCUUUCAUGUUGGAUAGUUAUUCUUCAUCUCGACAAAGGGUUCUAUUUCGAUAGUGCCUGAGAAAAAUUAUUGAAAAAGAAAUGUGAGUAAGAUAAGUAACAGUAGAAGUGAUAAAUAAAAAAAAAAGGGAGCAAUGGAUCUUUUUCGAAUGGCAAGUUGGUCAAAGAAGCCUCGAUUGGGUACUGAUUUAGCAUUGGGUUGUUCCCUGAUUGCAUUACAAAAAAAUAUGUUUUGCUGGGGAAGUUCCAUUCAUGGAGAAUUAGGACUAGGUGGUAUCGAAGAUGAACAUAUUCUUACUCCUCGUGAAGUUGAUUUUCAGAAAUCUACAGAAGUUACAUAUAUUGCAUGUGGCGAAAGUCAUACUGUAGUUAUAACACGAGGUGGAGAAUUAUAUUCUUGUGGAAAUAAUGACUUUGGGCAACUAGGACAUGAUAAAGGAAGAAAAAGGUUACGCUUGAUAUCAGGACUAGAAGCAUUUGUAUUUAAAAAGGCGGCAUGUGGAGCAUGUCACACGGUAGCUGUUAAUGAAUGGGGACAAUUAUUUAGUUGGGGAUGUAACUCUGAAGGUCAAUUAGGAUUAAAUAUAAUAAACCCUACUGAAAAUAUACCACGUAUGGUAAAAACAUUAGGAACAAAUGUAAUUGUGCAAGUAGCUUGCGGAAUAAAACAUGUACUUGCGCUUACAAAUAAUGGAGAAAUCUAUGCUUGGGGUUCAAAUACUGAAGGGCAGUUAGGCUUAGGUUCUGAUGUAAUUAAGGAAUUAAAACCAAAACUUAUAUGCAGCUUAAUUUCUUUACCUAUUGCAUUUAUUGCAUGUGGUGGUUAUCAUAGUAUAGCUAUAACUAAGUCGGGUGCUGUAUUUGGCUGGGGGAAAAAUGUAUUUGGGCAAUUGGGACUAAAUGAUACGCAAAUUAGAUAUCUUCCUUGCCAAUUAAGAACUUUACGAAAUGCCAAAGUAUGUUAUGCGGCAUGUGGAGAAGAAUUUUCUGUAUUUUUAACAAUGGAUGGUGGUGUGUUCACCUGUGGUGCAGGAAUGUAUGGUCAAUUGGGACAUGGAAGUCAUAGCAAUGAGAUUUUACCUCGACAAGUUAUGGAAUUGAUGGGCAGUACUGUUACACAAGUGUCAUGUGGUCGAAGACAUACUUUGGCAUUCGUACCUUCACAUAGAAAAAUUUAUGCUUGGGGCCUAGGUGGUGCAGGACAAUUAGGCAAUCGCAUUACUCAAAGUGUUACUACUCCUCAAGUUGUACUUGGACCAUGGGUACCUCCUAAUGGGUCAGCAAUGAUCAAACUCGACACACAGUUGAGUUCCUAUAUGAUUGAUUGCAUCGUUAAACAUAUAUUUAGUGGAGGGGAUCAUUGUUUUGCCACUGUUAUUCCAAGAGAAGAAAAUAUUGAAUCGGACGAUUGCAGAGUAAUAGAUUCUACUUCUCAGAUACUUAAUAUAUCUGAAGAACAAUUGGCAGCUUGUCAAAGAGUUCCAAAAGGAUCUUCUGUUGAUCAUGAACUUAUGAUGUAUUUAGAAACCGCUUUCAAGAGUCAAUCUUGUAUAAAUGGAUCGUUUUUAUUUAAGAACGAUGCUCAUUAUGGAUGUUCAAGUAAAAACCAUGGAGUAGAUUUGGAUAUAGCAAUUAAAUCCUUUGGAGUAAUAUCAGAAUUGUGUAACGAUACAAUUCAGGAACUCAUUUUUAAUAGCAUAACAGAUAGUCUUAUACCAUCUUUCUCAACCUCUCCACCAGACAUAGAAUCUUUGAGAGUAUAUUUAACAGUGCCUUUGUAUCAUGGUUUCGCAAAUCCUUUACAUUGGAAUGCUUUACAUCAACCAUUUUGCAAAGCUGUUAUAAAUUUAAAAUCAGAAGCUCUUAAAGUAGUAAGCUCUUGGUGGAGUAAAGCUCCGCCUUAUUACUUCGAAAGACUUGUUCGUACUCAUAAAAGUGUUGUUUUACAUAUUAUAAAGCAAUCCAAACAUGACAAGAAUGUAUCGUGGAAUGUGUUGAGCAAAUACGUCUUAGAAUUUUUAAGAUUAUUAAAUAAAUUAAAUCAUACUGCUGAAGAUAAAAUUAGGGUGCCUUAUUCCACGUUUCAUUUGCCAGAAUUAAUAGAACAUAUAGAUAUUAAAGCUGAUUAUUUUAAAUGGCUGACGGAAAAAGAUUAUUCGAAUAAUAGAAUGUAUUUCUGCGAUUAUCCUUUCCUUUUUGAUGCGCAAGCGAAAACCGUAUUAUUGGAAACAGAUCAAGCAAUACAGAUGCAAUCAGCAAUGAACGAAGCUGCAACUCGUGCUAUUACUCAAAUGCUUUUCCAUCCAUAUCCUGCUAACAGCAUGGAUGCAAGACUUCACAAUCAAUUUGUCACGUUAAAUGUUUCACGAGAAAAUAUUGUACAAGAUACUUUACUGGAAUUAUCUCAUUAUGACCCUAGCGAUUUGAAGAAACCGCUAAGAGUGAAAUUUCACGGAGAAGAAGCAGAAGACGCAGGAGGAGUUAAGAAAGAAUUUUUUAUGCUUCUUUUAAAAGAAAUCUUAGACCCAAAAUAUGGAAUGUUUAAAGAAUAUGAAGAGACUAGAACUAUUUGGUUUAGUCAAGAUUCAUUUGAAGACGAAGUUAUGUAUUCCUUAAUUGGUUUACUGUGUGGACUUGUUAUUUAUAAUUUUAUAAUAAUUGAUCUACCCUUCCCGUUGGCUUUAUACAAAAAAUUAUUACAUGAACCAGUGGGAUUGAUUGAUAUCAAAGAAAUGUCUCCAGCAGUUGCUAAAAGUUUGCAAAGUAUACUUGAUUAUGAGAAUCCAGAUUUCGAAGAGAUAUUCUGUUUAAAUUUUGAAAUAGUCAGAGAUGCUUUUGGUGAGAGAAAGAUAUAUGAAUUAAUACCAGAUGGUGGGAAAGUUCCUGUUACAUUAAAAAAUAAAAAACAAUUUGUUGACUUGUAUGUAGAUUAUAUUCUCAACAAAUCAGUAGAAUCUCAUUAUCAAGCAUUUCAUACAGGUUUUCACAAAGUGUGUGGAGGAAGAGUAUUAGAACUUUUCCAUAGUCAUGAAUUGAUGGCAGUGGUUGUUGGAAAUGAAAAUUACGAUUGGGAAGAGCUACAAAGAAAUGCAACGUAUAAAGAAGGGUACUCAGCAAAUGAUCCUACAAUUAACUUAUUUUGGCAAGUAUUUCAUGAGCUACCUUUGGAAGAAAAAAAGAAAUUUUUACUUUUCUUAACUGGAAGUGACAGAAUACCUAUACAGGGUAUGAAAGCAAUUAAGAUAAUAAUACAACCGAUGAGCGAUGAACGUAUGUUGCCCGUUGCACAUACAUGCUUUAAUGUGCUUGAUCUCCCACGUUACCAAACUCGCGAAAGAUUACGCUAUAAAUUAUUACAAGCUAUUCAACAAACUCAAGGCUUUUCGCUGGUGUGAACACAUAAAAGAUUAUUUUUGUAUUGUAAUAUAUUAUUAUAUUUUUUGCAAACUAAUUAUUACUAUUUUUUUUUUUUUUAAAUGAUGUAAAAUAGAAAAUCACUAUGAUGAUGUAAUUCUUCAUUGAUGUAAGUGCAUGUUCAAUUGACAAUUGUCGUCAUUUGUUCAUGCAUCGAAUUAAAGCAGAUAGUUUAAUUGCGUCUUGUUA